Molecule: messenger RNA, 808 nt
Organism: Prunus avium (sweet cherry)
Lineage: Eukaryota; Viridiplantae; Streptophyta; Magnoliopsida; Rosales; Rosaceae
Gene: TIM9
Product: Tim10/DDP family zinc finger protein
Source: RefSeq, a predicted model, not a curated record
AUGCUCAAAUCCAACGGCCACUAUCAUCUUAAUACGACUCAGAAGACAGAGCUAACAAACGGCGCCGUUACGAGCAUAUGAUGACAUUCGUCUCCUCGAAAUCUAGGGUUUUAACUGGGUAUAAAGGGGAAGCGAUCUGUUACACGAGCUUGGUCCAUAAACCCCAACUUCGUGAUUUUCCAGAGAGAGUAACUAAUUUAGCAAAAAUCCUGAAAUAUUUGAUAAAUCUAAGUAUGGACAAGAGCAUGAUAGGAGAUCUGGAUUCCCUUCCCGAGGAAGACAAGCUCAGAAUGGCCACUAUGAUCGAUCAGCUCCAGAUCCGCGAUAGUUUGAGGAUGUAUAACUCACUUGUCGAGAGAUGCUUCACUGAUUGCGUUGAUACCUUCAAGCACAAAUCGUUGCAGAAGCAAGAGGAAACCUGUGUCAGGCGAUGUGCUGAGAAGUUCCUAAAGCAUUCAAUGCGUGUUGGCAUGAGGUUUGCAGAGCUCAACCAGGGAGCUGCAACACAAGAUUAGUCAUCAAAUCACGAGAGGGUGCGGUCACGCUAUCUUGGCCUUUCCUUUCUUUGUUUUUUCUUGGAGAAUCUCCCCCUUUUUCUUAUUUGAAAAAAAAAUGGACAAAUAGUGGUUGUACCCAUUUUUCAGGAUUUCACUUGUCAAGGGAAAACAGCAAAUUGUAUUCUGUAGAUACAUGGGAUCUGAAGUUGCUGUCAGAUAAGAGUUUUUACUGUUACUAAUCCAAGCAAUGUAGCCAUCCAUGACUUCCUUAAUGUGAUGAAUAAAGUGCGUUGUCCUUAUAUUUAUUGUGA